This is a messenger RNA of Cloeon dipterum, 9245 nucleotides long. RefSeq lists its product as uncharacterized. Gene Ontology annotation, molecular function: phospholipid binding; calcium ion binding; syntaxin-1 binding. Gene Ontology annotation, cellular component: presynaptic active zone cytoplasmic component; terminal bouton; plasma membrane. Gene Ontology annotation, biological process: dense core granule priming; presynaptic dense core vesicle exocytosis; neuromuscular junction development. The transcript has 29 exons. Lineage: Eukaryota; Metazoa; Arthropoda; Insecta; Ephemeroptera; Baetidae. The coding region runs from base 373 to 9006 and encodes 2877 amino acids. The record is from RefSeq and is a predicted model, not a curated record.
CGCUCGCUCGCUCUGCCCAACCAGUGGCGAUCCGACUUCCACCCUGCUGGCUGCAGCCUGCGCCUAGCUCUUUGUCCCUGCAAGCAACCGCAUUUUGCCCUUGAGUGAGUGAUUUCUGUGCUCAGUGUGUUUGUUCGUGGUGAUGGUGGUGCCAAACUGAUGCCCGAUUGCCCGGGCGCAAGCAGGAUUUACUCGGACCGCAGCGACUGCCGCCCGCCGACACGGAUCGAGACAGAAAUCUGAAACUAAGGAUGUUCGCUUCAGCGUCCUCUUUGCCAGCGAGGGAAGAAAGGCCCAACCACGAUGCGCAAUCAAAGUUAUCAUCAAACUAGCGUUUCACCCCGAGGAUGAGAAUAUUAUUUAGCUAAGAAAAUGGACCCCUCACUGAGCAAUCUUGGAGAUGCGCUGGCGUCCACGCACACCACUUACAGCGGGUGCACCGACAUGGACCUGGUGCUUGGAGACUGCAUGGAACGAUUGGGAACACGUUUGAGUAUUUUAGAGACCGAGUUAAAGUACGCAUGGAGAGCUUUAGAUUUAUUAUCACAAGAGUACCUCAGAAUGUGGGAGCGGCUGGAAAAGUUGGAAGGGUUGCUGUACGAGCAGCAGGCCGUGAUAUCACAGCUGCUCGAGUUCUACUCGACGAGCGGGUCGGCCGAGGAGCCGCCUCCGAAAACAUCGGCGCUUCUGCAGCUAACGGCCGACGAGGCGCCUCCGCAAGAGGUGGGCGAGGACGUGGUUGCCAGUUUGCAGGGUGGCACGGAGUCGAGCAACGCGAGUUCGGCCGCCGAGUCGCCCGACUUGCGGCAGUUGCUCGCGGGACCGCUCGCCAGCACCGGCAACGAAAGUCUCGACGCCUUGCUGAAAAGCCAGGCUGACGAGGCCUUUUACAGAAGCCUAAACACUGCUCACAGAGAAGAUUUGACUCAGCCGCAGAUUACUAUCUCGAAUACUGAGCAGCCUCUGGGCAUGAUUUGGGAGGCUGACGAAGGCACUAUGGAGGACGCGGCGGCGGCGGCGGUGGCGGAGAAAAUUAAAGAGAUAUCAAUGGAAAUACCAACUAUCGUCACGUCUGGCUCACCGCGAAUGGAAGAGGGCGAGGGAGAGGAGGAAGACGAAGAAAUCAGGACUAGGGAAGAAGCUGUGUUCAGUUCAUUAGAUUAUAAGGAUUACCGUGGCAACGCACCGUGCGUCGACGAUAAAGAUCUCGCCAAUCUGACCGAGUUAAGUGCGAUAGAUCAAGUUACUCUGGCCAAAAUCAAUGAGCUCGAUCGACUAACCAGCAAAUUGCAGCAGGAUUCUGCAAAUUUGAAAGAACUGCAAAGCAAGUUGAUGGAGAAUCCCGAAAAGUUUGUACAAGAAGUUCCUUUAGGCUCGGCUGGACUGGAUAUGGAGGCGAUUAGAAGCAAAACUUCGGAUAGCAUCGUGGACCAGACCCUGAGACAACUGUACGUUGCUUCGGAAUUAGAUAGUUGGAGCUAUUCAAAUUUGAACCCCAACAACAACGGCAUGCUCUCGAGACCGAGCUCGAGACUUUCUUCCGUCAGUGGAGCGACGGAUCCGGAAAUCGCUGCUGUUUUAGGUUCGCCGAGUAGAGGUUUAGGGUCCACGAUGAAUGCGUCCCUUUACGAUAACAAAUCUCCCACUGGUUCGCUCAGAUCGAGAAAGGAUUACAUGUCAUCGCCGCGAAUGAGAACUCCUGAAGACCUGUCCGAAUUAAAGUCGGAUCCGUUGAGUCCCACGUCGCCGCCACCUCCUCCGGCUCCACCUGAUAAUGGAAAGUUCGGUCUCGGCUCAUCGCUUUCACUAACAAACUCAAUGUCAAUUAUUAACUCGCUUACUGCCCCACAAGAUAGUAGAGAUGUUCUCAGUCCUAAUUCCCCACGUUCUCCGAAAUCGCCCCGUUUAUCGCCAAAGAGUCAACAUUAUUCGACCAAGCCUGAAUCGGCAGCAUCUAGGCUGGGCCUGAUCGGCCACGGAACUGCCAAAUCCGAUUCUGGACUUUCAUCGCUUAGUAGUUGGUCAGGUAUAGAAAAGUCUCCAUCGUCACCAAGAAGUAGAAGUGAAAUAAUGAUAGGUCGAAUUUCUCCUCGACAUCAAAGCCAUCUUGUUCAUCAUCACGCAGACGCUUCAAACUAUCUGACUAGCUCCUCGCUUCUGACCCAUUUACAAAACAAAAACGCUUCGUCUCAUCAAAAAAUAAGUGGUUCGUCGUUAAUAGGUAACCAGUACUUGCCUGCAGCAGAAAACGUCGGUGCCAGUCCGAAACACCGAUUUAGAACGGCUUCUCCUUUCAGUGAAUAUCUCUUAAGAGCCGACGCCAACGAGAGUUCCCUCUACUCGGUGGCCGGCAGCAACACAACCCUGACCUACUCCACCCUCUACACGAGAGGGUCCAGUGCUUCGACCACCUACUCGACAUAUUCGUCCCCCAAACUGCCCAAACCGGACAUCACCGCACACACCUCCAACGCCCUCCCCGUACAAACCCCUCCGAGCCCAGCUUCGAGCCACAGAGUAGCGAGUAGUUCAAUUGCGGAUAUGGACGAAUACAGAACUGCUAUGUAUCGCACAAUGUUCCCGACUGGUAAUAUUACGGACGCACUUUCUUACUAUCCCACGCAGAGCACCAGCCCGAGGUAUGAUUACGUGUCGACGAGUGUGCUGCCAUCUGCCCAGAGAUCGGGCAGAAUUAAUUUAACGCCAAGUCCAGGAGACACAUCAAGCUCAAUAAAGUCGGUUGAGUCUGCGAGGUACGCUGAUGCUCACUACAUGCCGCCAUCCUAUCCUAUCGAGGCCAAGAGAUACCAGACGCAGCCCCCUCCACCUCCUGCCCCAUCUGGCAUUUAUGAUGAUGACCGAUACCGAGAUGCUCACCGAGAUUCUCAAAGAACUGACAGGUCGCUUCUAGAAUCUGAUGCCAAGUGGAGAAUGAAGGCUCAACGACAGCUGAAGGCUCAGCAGUCGGUAGAUCAAAGUGCAAUGCCUCAGCAGUUCAUUGACUCGUCAGGUGUGAUAGUUUCGCAAUCUGGUUACAUAUCAAUCUCCCAAGAUAUCAAAGGGUCUGCCAGCACGACGGAGAGCAAGCCAUCGAAAAGAACUAGUAGAAGAACGACACUGAAAACCGCCAUGAGCACAGUGAGCAACUGGAUACCAGAUUUGCACUUGACCAUGAAGCGAAGCAGGUCCCAUUCACUGCCAAGUGGCGUGGAGAACGACGAGGAAGACGCAGUGCAGAAACAACAGCGGCCAUCUACUUCGUCUUCCAUAUUUUCCCUUCCAAGAAAACGGAGAAAAAAUACCAUGCUCUCCACGGUAUCGGGAAUUUUAUUAAAAGCCAAACGAAGAGGUCGCAAGUCAGUGUCGUCAUACUCGGACGGUGAACAGUCUGAAUCUGAUUGGUCAACGAAAUACAGUAGCGGCGCCCCAUCAGACCAAGAGAGUGAAGAAGAUGCUGAAGUUCAUUUUGCUCGAGUAUCGAUGAAGAAAAAUGUACCGCAGCAGCAGCAACAACAGCAGCAACAACAACAACAACAACAGCAGCCAGCACAAAAUCAAAGUUCAAUGCCGAGAAAUGAGUCUGAAACAAAUUUAAGUGAAAAGGAAGACUCGGAUCCCUUCGCAGAUUUGCCUGAUGAGGAAACUGCAAAGGAAAUAUUCGCAACAGUUGGGGACAUCAAACGAAAUUCAAUAGAAGAUAAGGCUGAGGAAUCGAUCCAGUUACCAACUGUGCCAAUUGGAGGCGCUUCUCGAGAAUUCGCAGUGUCAAGAGCGCUAGGGAAAUACCGCCAACGCAAUUCGUCUGCCUCUGCUUCUGAAGAGCAAAUCGGUUCAGGGGAGGAGUCCAAUUGGGCACUCUCCACUGCUGCACCCUCAGGAGGUUCUGGUGAUGAAGUUUCAUCGGGAGGGCACUCAGGAAAGGAAGACAAACCGAAAGAAGAUGAGCCAGUUCCAACUAUAGAGACGCAAGUAUCAGAGCCUUCACCGCAAGCAGCGCCAACGCUGUCAUUUAAUCAUGAAGAUAAUCAAAUUUUCAAUCAAAAUACCUUCCAAGACGUUGAAAAUAAUUUCAAUUCGGUUUUUCAAACUAUGGAGCAGUUGCAAAGCAGCAACCAAUUCCAAACUAUGCGAGGUCCAAGUACAAGAAUGAUUAUGAGGCACCAGGCGAGCCUUGAAAUACCUAAUUUACGGAGCUCGCUUGAAGAUGAUGACAAUCGAAGUACGCAUUCAUAUCGAAGCACGUCUCGAGUGUCUUCUAGAAGACAGAGCACAGAGGAGAGCAUUGACAGCGAAGACGAAUGGUAUUGCUACGAGCUGAGAAAGCUCGAAGAAAUGGAGAGGCAGAAUGACGAAGACUUAUCCAGGGAUCAAAUGGCGCUCGAACCGGACGACAAAGUGAAAGCGAAAAUGUCGUUUGUUCUGCAAGAACUGAAACAAAAGGCCGACAGUGACCCCAAGCUGAAAAUUCGAGAUGCCAAUUCCUUUGAAGACGACAACACUUCCUCGGUGAAAUCAGUAGAGUCGGCCUUUUUUUCCGGAGGCAGCGACAGUCUGGCGGGCCAAGCCCCUAUUCAGUUUCAAGCCACUCCCGUUCACUCCGCUAGACCCCAAAACCAGCACUCUGAAACCGGAAGCGAAUUCAGUUCAGAAUCCGCAUUCACCUCGGAAAAGGAUCGACGGCCGAGCACGACGUCGUACCCAGAGGUCGAGGAAGAAGAGCACGACGACGCCUCUUCAGGCUCGACGAGCGGCCCGGACAGUCCUCACCACAGCUCAGAGGAGUACUCCGAGCACGAUGUUGGCCGCUCCAGAGUCAGCUCGAAUGCCAGUACGCUGAGGAGGCCGCUCGACACCAUCAGCGUGGCUCCGAGUGAACCACCAGAGCCUUGCGGUUCAUUGUCAGGCUCUGUGCAAGCGCUUCCAACCUCGUUCAGGGACAGAGCAGACAGCACGGUGACCAUGACUUCGUCGAUAGCCGCACGACUUCGAUCGGAAAGCAUCAGUGAAGAAGGCGGGAAAGGAGAAGGCAGCAAAUGGAAACUUUUAAAAGCUCUGAAGGAGAGGAAAGCGGAGGACAAAAUCAAUCAAGAGGCGGCCUCGCAGGCCAGUCUAACGAUUGAUUCACCAAAAACCGAAUCGAAUGGCGCCGGUGUUGGUGGUGACAGCGGAGGACGUGCCAAUGGGCACCCCGGAGACAAUCCGUUCUACAGCAACAUCGACAGCAUGCCUGACAUCCGCCCGCGCAGGAAAUCCAUCCCACUCGUCUCCGAGCUGACAAUGGCAGCGACAAAACGCAACGCCGGACUGACCUCGGCCUUGCCUCGAGCCACCUUAAACGACGAAGAGCUGUCAGCCCGUAUACCUUUGGAGCAGAAAAUGCACGUGUACAAGAAGACGCUGCAGGCGCUCAUCUACCCGAUCUCGAGCACCACGCCGCACAACUUUGUCCUGUGGACGGCCACCUCGCCCACCUACUGCUACGAGUGCGAGGGGCUCCUGUGGGGCAUCGCCCGCCAAGGGGUCCGCUGCACCGAGUGCGGCGUCAAGUGCCACGAGAAGUGCAAGGACCUCCUCAACGCCGACUGCUUGCAGAGGACUGAUUCAAAUACCACUGAACCAGGGGCGGCCGAAAAGAGUUCCAAGCACGGCGCCGAAGACAAAGCAAAUUCCAUCAUCACGGCCAUGAAGGAGCGCAUGAAGCAGCGCGAAAGGGAAAAGCCUGAAAUAUUUGAGCUUAUUAGAGCCGUUUUCGGAGUCGAGGAAAAGAGCCACAUCGGUCACAUGAAAGCGGUGAAGCAGUCGGUUCUUGAUGGCACGAGCAAGUGGUCGGCAAAGAUUGCCAUCACAGUAAUUUGCGCACAAGGCCUGAUUGCGAAGGACAAGAGCGGCACCUCAGACCCUUACGUCACAGUACAAGUAGGCAAGGUUAAGAAAAGAACACGCACAAUGCCGCAAGAACUGAAUCCGGUGUGGAGCGAGAAGUUCUAUUUCGAGUGCCACAACUCGUCGGACCGCAUCAAGGUGCGCGUUUGGGACGAGGACAACGACCUCAAGUCCAAGCUGCGCCAAAAACUGACCAGGGAGUCGGACGACUUUCUCGGGCAGACCAUAAUCGAGGUGCGCACGCUGUCCGGCGAGAUGGACGUGUGGUACAACUUGGAAAAGCGGACGGACAAGUCGGCCGUCUCGGGCGCAAUCAGACUGCACAUCAGCGUCGAAAUCAAGGGAGAGGAAAAGGUGGCGCCAUAUCACGUCCAGUACACGUGUCUUCACGAAAACCUGUUCCACUCUUUGUGCGAGAGCAACGGGGGCGUUGUGAAUCUACCUCAAGUGAAGGGUGACGACGCCUGGAAGGUGUACUUUGACGAAGCUGCUCAGGACAUUGUAGACGAAUUCGCCAUGCGUUACGGCAUAGAGUCCAUUUAUCAAGCCAUGACGCACUUCCACUGCCUGUCGACCAAGUACCUGUGCCCAGGUGUCCCGGCUGUGAUGAGCACCCUGCUCGCCAACAUAAACGCCUACUACGCACACACGACGGCGUCGAGCGCCGUGUCUGCCAGCGACCGUUUCGCCGCCUCCAACUUCGGCAAGGAGAAGUUCGUCAAACUGCUGGACCAGCUGCACAACUCGCUGCGCAUUGACCUCUCCAUGUACAGAAACAAUUUCCCCGCCUCCAGCAAGGAGAAACUGAUGGAUUUGAAAUCCACGGUUGACCUGCUGACUUCCAUUACUUUCUUCAGAAUGAAGGUUCAAGAGUUAUCCAGUCCUCCGAGAGCGAGUAUUGUGGUGAAAGAUUGUGUGAAAGCAUGCCUCCGUUCCACUUACCAGUUCCUCUUUGAGAACUGUUACGAGCUUUACAAUAGAGAAUUCCAAGUUGAUCCAAAUGAAAUCAAAAAAGACUCGGAAGACAAUGGGCCAAGAUUGGACAGUCUCGACUUUUGGCACAAAUUAACUGCACUCAUAGUAUCUGUGAUCGAGGAAGACAGAAAUAGCUACGCGCCUGUGCUGAAUCAGUUCCCUCAAGAGCUCAACAUCGGACAGCUUUCUGCUGCUACGAUGUGGAGUUUAUUCGCUAUGGACAUGAAAUACGCGUUAGAGGAGCAUGAGCAGCAUAGAUUAUGCAAAUCUUCAGCGUACAUGAAUUUACACUUCAAAGUGAAAUGGCUGUACACCAACUAUGUCAAGGAUGUGCCGCCGUACAAAGGAGCAGUGCCUGAAUAUCCAGCGUGGUUCGAGCCGUUUGUCAUGCAGUGGCUCAAUGAAAACGAUGACGUUUCUCUUGAAUACCUGCACGGCGCCUACAAGAGAGAUCUCAAAGACGGCUUCCAGCGCAGCAGCGAGCACUCGUUGUUCUCGUGCUCGGUGGUUGAUGUGUUCACGCAGCUGACGCAGUGCUUCGACGUCGUGUCCAAGCUCGAGUGUCCCGACCCGGAGAUCUGGAAGCGGUACAUGAAACGGUUCGCCAAGACAAUCGUCAAGGUGCUGGUGGCGUACGCCGAGAUCGUCAAGGCCGACUUCCCGAACCACGUGCAGGACGAACGCGUGGCGUGCAUCUUGAUGAACAACAUCCAGCAGCUGCGCGUGCAGCUCGAGAAGAUGUUCGAGUCGAUGGGCGGCGAGAAGCUGGAGCAGGACGCAGCCAACAUCCUCAACGACCUGCAGAACACGCUCAACUCGGCGCUCGACGACCUGGCCAUGCUGUUCGCCGUCAGCUUGGAGAACAGGAUCACCGUCAGUGUGAGGGAGCUCGGCGACCUGCUGCUCUCGGUCAAGGGCGGCGGACAGGUGCAGCCUUCGCAGCGCAACGCUGUCGCAGCUGAAGCGGACGAGGUCCUCAGACCACUCAUGGACUUGCUCGACGGCUCGCUGUCCUUGUACGCACAGUCGUGUGAAAAGACUGUUCUGAAGCGGUUGCUGAAGGAGCUUUGGAAGAUUGUGAUGCGAAUUCUGGAGAAGACGGUUGUGCUCCCACCAAUGACUGACAAGAGCAUGAUGCUUAAAAACCUGAAGGACAAUGCGAAGAAUUUGGCAGCUAAUGCAAAAAUCGAAGACAUGUCCAGAUUAUUUAAGAACCACAUGGCCGGCAAACAAGACGUGAAAAACGCGCUUAGCGGCGUAAUUGAGGUGGAAAAGAACUUGUCGCCGAAGCAGUGCGCAGUGUUGGAAGCAGCGCUGGACACGAUAAAACAGUACUUCCACGCCGGUGGAAACGGGCUCAAGAAGAAUUUCCUGGAGAAGAGCGCAGAGCUGCAGUCGCUGAGAUAUGCUUUGUCCUUGUACACGCAGACAACGGACGCCCUUAUUAAGACUUUUGUCCAAACGCAGACCAAUCAAGUUUCAUUGAACCAGAAAAAGAAUUUGAAACAACGCUCAGUCUCUGUUGACCGAGAGGCAGCAGAGGACGGCAAUCUUGAGGAACCCCUCAAGUCAAGGAGGCCUAAAGAAAACGUCGAAGACAUCCCAGAUGAGGGCAGUGUAGGCGAGGUGUCCGUCCAAGUCGAUCUUUUUAAACACCCUGGCACUGGAGAACACAAGGUCACAGUCAAAGUUGUUGCCGCGAAUGACCUCAAGUGGGUGAUUCAGUCAGGAAUGUUCCGACCGUUUGUCGAAACGAACCUGAUUGGACCUCACCUGGCCGACAAGAAGAGGAAGCAGGCGACCAAAUCAAAAUCCAACAGCUGGUCUCCGAAAUUCAACGAAUCGUUCCACUUCAUGAUCGGCAACGAGGAGCAGCUUGAUUACUUUGAGCUUCACAUUUGUAUUAAAGACUACUGCUUUGCCAGAGACGACCGACUGGUUGGUGUAGCCGUCUUGCAACUGAAGGACAUUGUGGAGCAGGGCUCGUGCGCCUGUUGGCUGUCACUGGGGAAGCGCAUCCAGAUGGACGAGACCGGCUGGACCAUCUUGCGGAUUCUGUCGCAACGCAGCAACGACGAGGUGGCGAAGGAGUUCGUCAAACUCAAGUCGGACAUUCGCCAGGAAGAGCCGAUCGUGAACGCGCCUUAAAGUAGCUCAAACCAAAGUCUUCGAGGCCACCGAAUCUGUUGUGUGGGGGUCGAGUAAAUAGCCACUAAUGAAAACCGCACUGCGUCAAAAAGCCGCAUUGCCGAGACAAAGAUUGAAAAUUUCCAACAAGAACUGCCGUAAUAACAACUCUCCUCUGUUUUGUUCCGUGGAGACGUUUCAGUGUAAGAAUUGGUACACAAGCCUGCGAUUUGAUUUGCAAUACAGACACUUUUUGUUAA